Messenger RNA from Melopsittacus undulatus (budgerigar), 3548 nucleotides. RefSeq names its product adaptor related protein complex 1 subunit beta 1 (gene AP1B1). The record is from RefSeq and is a predicted model, not a curated record. Gene Ontology annotation, cellular component: clathrin adaptor complex; membrane coat. Lineage: Eukaryota; Metazoa; Chordata; Aves; Psittaciformes; Psittaculidae. Gene Ontology annotation, molecular function: clathrin binding. Gene Ontology annotation, biological process: intracellular protein transport; vesicle-mediated transport. The coding region runs from base 155 to 3004 and encodes 949 amino acids. The transcript has 23 exons.
GUCCCGCCCAGGAAGCUCUCCCGCGGUCCGCGCUCACUUCCGCUGGGCCGGUGGCAGCGGCAGGGGCAGGACAGGAUCUGAGCUGCUGCUGCUGUGGUGCAGCCGGGAGGACAGCUCCGAACCCACCCCAGAGCUCGGCUUGCUGGAGGCCACCAUGACCGACUCCAAGUACUUCACCACCACCAAGAAAGGGGAGAUCUUUGAGCUGAAGGCGGAACUGAACAGUGACAAGAAGGAGAAGAAGAAGGAGGCUGUGAAGAAGGUGAUCGCAUCCAUGACUGUGGGCAAGGAUGUCAGCGCGCUCUUCCCGGACGUGGUGAACUGCAUGCAGACGGACAACCUGGAGCUGAAGAAGCUGGUCUACCUCUACCUGAUGAACUACGCCAAGAGCCAGCCCGACAUGGCCAUCAUGGCAGUGAACACCUUUGUGAAGGACUGUGAGGACCCAAACCCGCUGAUCCGGGCGCUGGCGGUGCGGACCAUGGGCUGCAUCCGUGUGGAUAAGAUAACGGAAUACCUGUGCGAGCCCCUGCGCAAGUGCCUCAAGGACGAGGACCCCUACGUGCGCAAGACGGCCGCGGUCUGCGUGGCCAAGCUGCACGACAUCAAUGCCCAGCUGGUGGAGGACCAGGGCUUCCUGGACACCCUCAAGGACCUCAUCUCCGACUCCAACCCCAUGGUGGUGGCCAAUGCGGUGGCGGCGCUGUCGGAGAUAGCCGAGUCUCACCCCAGCAGCAACCUGCUGGACCUCAACCCGCAGUCCAUCAACAAGCUGCUCACAGCCCUGAACGAGUGCACGGAGUGGGGCCAGAUCUUCAUCCUGGACUGCCUGGCUAACUACAUGCCCAAGGAUGACCGGGAGGCCCAGAGCAUCUGUGAGCGGGUGACACCGCGCCUGUCCCACGCCAACUCGGCCGUGGUGCUGUCGGCUGUGAAGGUGCUGAUGAAGUUCAUGGAGCUGCUCUCCAAGGACCUGGAUUACUAUGGGACGCUGCUCAAGAAGCUGGCCCCGCCGCUGGUCACGCUGCUCUCGGCAGAGCCCGAGCUGCAGUACGUGGCCCUGCGCAACAUCAACCUCAUCGUGCAGAAAAGGCCUGAGAUCCUGAAGCACGAGAUGAAGGUGUUCUUUGUGAAGUACAACGACCCCAUCUAUGUCAAGCUGGAGAAGCUGGAUAUCAUGAUCCGCCUGGCAUCGCAGGCCAAUAUCGCUCAGGUGCUGGCUGAGCUGAAGGAAUACGCCACAGAGGUGGACGUGGACUUCGUGAGGAAGGCAGUGCGAGCCAUCGGCCGCUGCGCCAUCAAGGUGGAGCAAUCGGCCGAGCGCUGUGUGAGCACCCUGCUCGACCUCAUCCAGACCAAGGUGAACUACGUGGUGCAGGAGGCCAUCGUGGUCAUCAAGGACAUCUUCCGCAAGUACCCCAACAAGUACGAGAGCGUCAUUGCCACCCUGUGCGAGAACCUGGACUCCCUGGACGAGCCCGAGGCGCGCGCUGCCAUGAUCUGGAUCGUGGGGGAGUACGCGGAGCGCAUCGACAACGCGGACGAGCUGCUCGAGAGCUUCCUGGAGGGCUUCCAUGAUGAGAGCACCCAGGUGCAGCUGCAGCUGCUCACAGCCAUCGUGAAGCUGUUCCUGAAGAAGCCCACGGAGACCCAGGAGCUGGUGCAGCAGGUGCUGAGCCUGGCCACGCAGGACUCGGACAACCCCGACCUGCGGGACCGCGGCUACAUCUACUGGCGCCUGCUGUCCACUGACCCCGUGGCUGCCAAGGAGGUGGUGCUGGCAGAGAAACCCCUCAUCUCCGAGGAGACCGACCUCAUCGAGCCCACGCUGCUGGACGAGCUCAUCUGCUACAUCGGCACCUUGGCCUCCGUGUACCACAAACCCCCCAGCGCCUUUGUGGAGGGGAGCAGGGGGGUCGUGCACAAGAGCUUGCCCCCGCGAACAGGCUCGAGCGAGAGCGCCGAGAGCCCGGACGCAGCCCCCCCGGGGGUGCAGGCAGGGGAGCAGCCAGCGGUGAUCCCUGCUCAGGGGGACCUCCUGGGGGACCUGCUCAACCUGGACCUGGGGCCGCCGGUCAGCGGCCCCCCCAUUGCCACCUCUGCUGUGCAGAUGGGGGCUGUGGACCUGCUGGGGGGGGGCUUGGACAGCCUGCUGCGGAGCGAUGUGGGAGGCAGCCCUGCUAUCGGUGGCGGCAGCUUCACCCCAGUGCCCAGCACCACAAUGCCCACAAACCUGGGGGCCCCCCUCGGCAGCGGCCUCGGGGACCUCUUUGACCUCACCGGUGGGGUGGGUGCCCUGCCAGGGUCCUACGUGGCACCCAAAGCGGUGUGGCUCCCUGCCAUGAAGGCCAAGGGGCUGGAGAUCUCGGGCACCUUCACUCGCCAGGUGGGCUCCAUCUCCAUGGAACUGGUGCUGACCAACAAGGCCCUGCAGGUCAUGUCCGACUUCGCCAUCCAGUUCAACCGCAAUAGCUUCGGCCUGGCCCCAGCGGCUCCUCUCCAGGUCCACGCUCCCCUCGCCCCCAACCAGUCCGUGGAGAUCUCCCUUCCCCUGAACACGGUCGGCUCCGUCAUGAAGAUGGAUCCAUUGAACAACCUCCAGGUCGCAGUGAAAAACAACAUCGAUGUGUUCUACUUCAGCACCCUGUACCCACUGCACAUCCUCUUUGUGGAGGAUGGGAAGAUGGAGCGCCAGAUGUUCCUGGCCACGUGGAAGGACAUUCCCAACGAGAACGAGGCCCAGUUCCAGAUCAAAGACUGCUCCCUCAAUGCAGAUGCCAUUAGCAGCAAGCUCCAAGGCAGCAACAUCUUCACCAUCGCCAAGAGGAACGUGGAGGGGCAGGACAUGCUCUACCAGUCCCUGAAGCUCACCAAUGGCAUCUGGGUGCUGGCGGAGCUCCGGAUCCAGCCCAGCAACCCCAGCUUCACGUUAUCCCUGAAAUGCCGCGCGCCGGAGGUGUCCCAGUACAUCUACCAAGCCUAUGAGACCAUCCUGAAGAACUGAGGUGCUGCUGCAGCCCCUCGCCCUCCUCUCCUCCCGCUCCCACCCCAGGAAGUGGGGCAGGACCCAUGUGCAUGUCUCAUCCCUCCUUUCCUUCCUGCCAAGGAGCCAGCCCUGGGCACCCUCCCUCCAUCUGCAUUGGGGCUGGGGUGAGCAGAGGAGGGCAGGGGCAUCCCUGCAUCCCUGUGUGAGUGAUGCUGCAUCCUCCUUGCUGAUGUUGUCCCCACUAUGAGCCCCUGGGGGCUGCUGCUCUGCUUCACCCUGUGCCCAUCCACUGCCCACGGUGGGGUCUGGGGGAGGGCUCAGCACCCAUGGGAGAGGGUCUCCUCCUCGUGGGAGCUGCUCCAGCGAUCCCAGAAGGGCUCCAGGCUCUCAAACCUGAGGCUGUGCUUCCAUGUGCAGCACAAGGGCUUUUCCAGCCCCAUCCAGCCCCUCUGUGGGCCUGGGAGGGCUCCAAGCAGCAAUCACACCCCUCCCUCUGCCCCCCAGGCAGCCCCAAGGCUCCCCACUGUCACCCAUGGGUGCUGGUGAGGAUGUGCUGCUCCUU